CAUUUGGUUGUACUCUGACUUCAUCAUUUCAACUUCCGAAACGAGCCGGUAGAAUGUCAGCGAAGGCAGCAAAACAGAAGAAUUUAACAAAAGAGGAGGAAUUACUUCUCCAGGAUUUUAGUAGAAAUGUUUCUACAAAGUCUUCUGCACUGUUCUACGGGAAUGCACUGAUCGUGUCGGCUAUACCGAUCUGGUUAUUUUGGAGGAUUCAUCAAAUGGACCUGUAUCAGUCUGGGAUCCUGUUUGUUGUUGGUACCGUGAUUUCAACGUACUUAGUUUCCUUGGCCUACAAGAAUGUCAAAUUUGUAUUGAAACACAAGGUGGCCCAGAAGCGGGAGGAGGCCGUGGCCAGGGAGGUGAUGAAGAUGAUCUCUGAUGACAAGAAGAUGAACAAGAAGGAGAAGGACGAGAGGAUUCUGUGGAAGAAGAACGAAGUAGCAGACUACGAAGCCACGACGUUCUCCAUCUUUUACAACAACGCAUUCUACCUGGUCUUGCUGAUUGUCAUUUCAUUUUACAUUCUCCGCAACUUCAACCCAAAUGUUAACUACGUGUUUUCAGUGGGUAGUGCAGCAGGGUUACUCGCCCUGUUCUCUACAAGCACCAAAUAACAAGGGAGGCAACUCAGAUAUCUUCAAACCAGCAUGCAGAGUUGGGGGCAGUGAUGUCCCUUUGUUUUAUAAGCUUAAAACACUUCUAAAUGUAAUAUUUUUCAAAAGCAUCACCAAGUUUUUUUGAGAAAAGUUAAAUCAAUUCAACUUGAAAGUAUUAGUUACACACUUGAGUGAACAUUGUCAUAUUUGUUUGUAUGUGCAGAAAUAAAGGUUUUAUAAGUGUA
Dreissena polymorpha is the source of this 838-nucleotide messenger RNA. Its product is annotated as translocon-associated protein subunit gamma-like. Gene Ontology annotation, biological process: SRP-dependent cotranslational protein targeting to membrane. The transcript is spliced from 5 exons. Bases 54 to 611 code for a protein of 185 amino acids. Gene Ontology annotation, cellular component: membrane; endoplasmic reticulum. NCBI's taxonomy places the organism in Eukaryota, Metazoa, Mollusca, Bivalvia, Myida, Dreissenidae. The record is from RefSeq and is a predicted model, not a curated record.